AUGGCGCAGCUCGACACUCUGGAUGUGGUUGUCCUGGCGGUGCUCUUGGCCGGUAGCAUUGCCUACUUCACCAAGGGUACCCUCUGGGCAGUCGCCAAAGAUCCUUAUGCAUCUUCGGGCACUGCAAUGAACGGCGCCGCUAAGGCAGGCAAAUCUAGAAACAUUAUCGAGAAGAUGGAUGAAACCGGCAAGAAUUGCGUUAUUUUCUAUGGAUCGCAAACUGGAACGGCAGAGGACUACGCUUCAAGGCUCGCAAAGGAAGGGUCCCAGAGAUUCGGCCUAAAGACUAUGGUGGCUGAUCUGGAGGAGUACGACUUUGAGAACUUGGACAAAUUCCCCGAAGACAAGGUUGCGUUUUUCGUUCUGGCUACAUACGGAGAGGGUGAGCCCACCGAUAACGCUGUCGAAUUCUACCAGUUCUUCACCGGCGAGGAUGUGAGUUUCGAGGACGGCGCUUCCGCCGAAGAUAAGCCUCUCUCGUCCCUCAAGUACGUCACCUUCGGGCUGGGCAACAAUACAUACGAGCACUACAACGCCAUGGUCCGCCAGGUGGACGCCGCGCUUACGAAACUCGGUGCGCAAAGGAUUGGAUCCGCUGGUGAAGGUGAUGACGGUGCUGGUACAAUGGAAGAGGACUUUCUGGCCUGGAAGGAACCCAUGUGGGCUGCUCUUUCGGAAGCCAUGGGACUGCAGGAACGCGAAUCUUCCUAUGAACCCGUCUUCAGCGUUGUGGAAGAUGAAUCUCUGUCACCCGAAGAUGACUCGGUCUAUCUCGGUGAGCCCACCAAGGGCCACCUUGAGGGCCAGGCCAAGGGUCCUUACUCCGCACACAACCCGUUCAUCGCUCCUAUUGUCGAAUCUCGUGAGCUGUUCACUGUUAAGGACCGCAACUGUCUGCACAUGGAAAUCAGCAUCGCUGGAAGUAAUCUCACUUACCAAACUGGUGAUCACAUUGCAGUCUGGCCCACCAACGCUGGCGCGGAAGUGGAUCGGUUCCUGCAAGUCUUCGGUCUGGAGGAGAAACGCCACUCUGUCAUCAACAUCAAGGGUAUUGAUGUGACUGCCAAGGUCCCGAUUCCGACACCAACCACCUAUGAUGCCGCCGUCCGCUACUACAUGGAAGUUUGCGCCCCUGUUUCCCGUCAAUUCGUCUCCACCCUGGCUGCCUUUGCUCCUGAUGAGGAGAGCAAGGCGGAAAUUGUGCGCCUCGGCAGUGAUAAAGACUACUUCCACGAGAAGAUUACCAACCAGUGUUUCAACAUCGCUCAAGCCCUGCAGAGCAUCACGUCCAAGCAAUUCUCCAACGUUCCGUUUUCGCUGCUUAUCGAAGGUCUCAACAAGAUACAGCCUCGUUACUACUCCAUUUCUUCAUCUUCUCUUGUCCAGAAGGACAAGAUCAGUAUUACUGCUGUCGUGGAAUCCGUUCGCUUGCCCGGUGCUACCCAUGUUGUUAAGGGUGUGACGACAAACUAUCUCCUCGCCUUGAAGCAGAAGCAAAACGGUGAUCCUUCUCCUGACCCUCAUGGCCAGACCUACGCUAUCACCGGCCCACGCAACAAGUACGACGGGAUCCAUGUUCCAGUUCAUGUUCGGCACUCCAACUUCAAGCUCCCCUCCGAUCCCUCUCGACCCAUCAUCAUGGUGGGACCCGGCACUGGUGUUGCUCCCUUCCGCGGUUUCAUUCAAGAGCGAGCUGCUUUGGCCGCUCGGGGCGAGAAUGUCGGGCCUACUGUUUUGUUCUUCGGUUGCCGCAACCGUGAGGAAGAUUUCUUGUACAAGGACGAAUGGAAGGUCUUCCAGGAUCAGCUUGGCGACAACCUGAAACUCAUCACCGCAUUUUCUCGUGAAGGAUCGCAGAAGGUUUAUGUUCAGCAUAGACUUCGCGAACACGCAGAGCUUGUCAGCGAUCUUCUCAAGCAAAAGGCGACCUUCUACGUCUGUGGUGACGCUGCAAACAUGGCUCGUGAGGUCAACCUCGUGCUUGGCCAAAUCAUUGCGGCUCAGCGUGGCCUCCCCGCUGAGAAGGGAGAGGAGAUGGUGAAGCACAUGCGAAGCAGCGGCAGCUACCAAGAGGACGUCUGGUCAUGA
Molecule: messenger RNA, 2088 nt
Organism: Aspergillus calidoustus
Lineage: Eukaryota; Fungi; Ascomycota; Eurotiomycetes; Eurotiales; Aspergillaceae
Source: the annotation of a GenBank genome assembly